UUUAAAUUCGAAAGAGGGUAACGGCAUGUGAUCACUGGUCUCGCGCUUUUUGCAACGUGUGUGUGUUCAUCAUACAACAAAUUGUUAUCUUACGAAAAAUUAGGAAAUAGACGUCAAAAUAAUGUCCAAUCAGCCAGAGUGGAAGCCAAUAGUGCAAAAAACUGUUGCCGGUCUCGAGCAAACGUUUGAGGAAUUGCAGAAAACCUGGGAAGAUAUAGGAUGCACAGAGAACGUACGGGAGUUGUAUUACGAGCAAGCUCACGAACACAUAAUGGAUUUGUUACAUGACAUGGUCAUCGAAUCGCAGACAAAAAAACAGCAGUUAGCGAAGAGCAUAGAGGAUUUGUGGAAGAAAACAAAGAAGUUGUAUACAGAGCUUCAGCUGGAAAUGGAGCUCAAAAGUUACGAUCACAUUUCUCUGAGCGAUGUGCGACAAAUGCUCGAGAGAGAUGUGCAAAAGCUAGAGGACAUAAAGGAAGAACGUAAGGCAAUAUUAGAUAAAUUAUUGGCAAAAGAACAUGAAAUUUGUGAGAAACUGGGUGCGAAAAAAUUGGAUAUCUCCACAAAUCCUUUACCUACUGAUCAAGAAAUAGAGAGCUUCAAGCUUUAUUUGCAGUCGCAAGAAAAUGAGAAAAUACGUUUGGAAAGUAUUUUUGCAGAUACACGAAGCUGUAUAAUCAAGAUAAUGCAUGAUCUCGAUAUAUCUCCAUCCUCAUCAUUUGAGCAAUUAAUCUAUAAUAAUCCAGAGAGUUUUGUGCUGAGUGAAAACAAUAUGACAAAACUCAUAGAAUUAAAAAAUGAAUUGGAAGCAGAAGUGGAAGAACGAAAGCACCGUGUUGAGAAAAUGAAAAAAGAUUUAUUGAUGAUGUGGAAGUAUAUUGAUGAACCUGCUGAUGUCUGUGAAACAUUUCUGCAGAGCUGUUCUGGUUAUAGCACUGGCACCAUUAAUGCUCUCAAUGCGGAAAUAAAACGUUGCAAGGAGAAACAAAAAGAAAACAUUUUUAAGUAUGUGACUACAAUCAGAUACGAAAUAAUGCAUUUGUGGGAUUUGUGCAGAUACUCCGAGACAGAGAAGAGUACAUUUGCACCGUUUCAUUCAAAUACAUUCACUGAAGAUUUGGUGACGUUACACGAAUUGGAAGUAGAAAGGUUGCGCAAAUUUUACGAUGGUAAUCGAGCAAUAUUUGAGCUUUUGGACCAGCGAGAAAAACUCAUGAUGAAGAUAAAAGAGAUUCUUCAGUGGCCAAACAAUCCAGAUCGCUAUCAUAAUCGUGGGGGUAAAUUAUUGAUAGAAGAGAAAGAACGCAAAGUGAUACAAAAGAAGUUACCCAAAAUUGAAAAAGAAUUAGAACAAUUGGUAAAUGAAUACGAGAAGAAGCACAACAAGCCGUUUACUAUUUAUGGUACAACAUUGGAAAACGUUUUAGCAGAAACUUGGCAGAAUAUUAAUCAAGAGGUGGAGACCAUAAAAAAGGCGAGGAAAGAAGGGAAAGAUAAAUCCAUAAAAAAAUCACCCUUAAAUAUUUCUAAGCCAGGUACAUCUCAAUUAAGCAUUCACAGGGGUGCAACACCUCUUCACUUGUCAAAACGGAAAUUGUUCACUCCAUCUCCCAAUUCGUCGGCAAAAAAAAGAAACAAAACCAGUGACAAAAAACCUACCGUCACUGUGUCCAAAGUUAGAAGAAGUGGAAAAUUUCCAAAAAAUGCUCAAAAACACAGAUCUUCCAGAGGCGGAGAAAAAAGCAAGAAGAGAGAAUCACAGUCUCUCUUAGAUACAACGUAUAAUCAGUUUCAAGGCCACAUGACAAACCGAGAGGAAUUGCACAGCUCGAUGAUACCGGACCAGGUAUUAAAAACAUCCACUAAGCUCAAUAUCGUGAAGACACCAGUACGAACACCUGCAAAACCAUUAAGGAAAAAUUUAGCUGCUGCCAGAACUCCCGUCACACGCAAUUCCGCGAAAAAAUUACCGCUCAGUCCUAGAACACCGCUUGUUAACACACCUAGAUUAGCAACAGUUCAGAGCAAUUUGAAUUUUCUUUUUUAAAUGUCUCGUGACAACAGAACUUUUUACAACAUAUGACGGCUAAAAAAAUUUCUUAUUCAUGUAAAUAUUCUAAAAUACAACAAAAUUAACGUACAUUAGUAUUUA
This is a messenger RNA of Pseudomyrmex gracilis, 2152 nucleotides long. RefSeq names its product protein regulator of cytokinesis 1-like. Gene Ontology annotation, molecular function: microtubule binding. Gene Ontology annotation, cellular component: cytoplasm; mitotic spindle midzone; spindle. Lineage: Eukaryota; Metazoa; Arthropoda; Insecta; Hymenoptera; Formicidae. Gene Ontology annotation, biological process: microtubule cytoskeleton organization; mitotic spindle midzone assembly. The transcript has 2 exons. Bases 122 to 2047 code for a protein of 641 amino acids. The record is from RefSeq and is a predicted model, not a curated record.